This is a messenger RNA of Cyclopterus lumpus (lumpfish), 2914 nucleotides long. It is a transcript of the gene gclc, whose product is annotated as glutamate-cysteine ligase, catalytic subunit. Lineage: Eukaryota; Metazoa; Chordata; Actinopteri; Perciformes; Cyclopteridae. Gene Ontology annotation, molecular function: glutamate-cysteine ligase activity. Gene Ontology annotation, biological process: glutathione biosynthetic process. The transcript is spliced from 16 exons. Gene Ontology annotation, cellular component: glutamate-cysteine ligase complex. The coding region runs from base 473 to 2365 and encodes 630 amino acids. The record is from RefSeq and is a predicted model, not a curated record.
GGGCGUGACGUUACAUAUAUAUACAACACCAGCCCCGGACACGAGAAAAAAAAAAAGAACUGGUGCGGCAAUAAUUACUAAACAACUGGUUCACCUCGCUGUCACCCUGUCACAGAGCGGCACAGGAACGGGCCCGGUUGUUCACCGAGCCGAGGAGACACCGAUUAACACGUCGGGGGGAUAUUUUUCUGGGAAGCAGCCGCAUCGUUUGUCUGGUGUGUUUCACCAAGCUAACCAGACAUUAGCAAGUGAUGAGCAGGGGCCUGCUUCUUCCGGAUGCCCUGCUGAGGUUACCGACAGGGCACGCCGCCUAACGACACCAAGAGACUCCGCUGCAGCCGCGUGCACUCUCUGACGGCACCUUAAGGAUCCGCGCUCUGCUGUUGUCACUUCAUGCUAGUUGCGCGCGUGCUGGACAGACCAGCUAGCUAGCUAACGUGCAACUUCAGACGAGACCACAGUCGUCGGUGCGAUGGGUUUACUGUCGCAGGGGUCUCCGCUGAACUGGGAGGAAACCAAGAAGUAUGCGGACCACAUCAGAAAGCACGGCAUCAUUCAGUUCCUCAACAUCUACAACAAGUUGAAGGAGCGUCAGAAAGAUGUGUUGAAGUGGGGCGAUGAGGUUGAGUACAUGUUGCUGGAAUUGGAUGACAAGGAUGAAAAAGUUAGACUCAUCCUCAACAGUAAAGAGGUUUUGGAAACCCUCCAAGACCAGGGUGAAAAGAUAAACCCCAAUCACCCCACACUUUGGAGACCAGAGUAUGGCAGCUACAUGAUUGAAGGAACGCCGGGGCAGCCGUACGGCGGGACGAUGUCAGAGUUCAACACUGUGGAGGGCAACAUGGGGAAGAGGCGGCGAGAGGCCUCGUCUGUCCUGAACCAGAAUGAAACCCUCUGCACCAUCACCUCAUUUCCAAGGUUAGGCUGCCCAGGUUUCACCAAACCAGAACACCGACCGACCCCUGUUGAAAAGGGAGUGUCAAAGUCACUGUUUUUCCCAGAUGAAGCCAUCAACAGACACCCAAGAUUCAGCACCCUUACCAGAAACAUACGUCACAGAAGAGGAGAGAAAGUUGUGAUUAAUGUGCCAAUCUUCAAAGACAAGUGCACUCCAUCGCCAUUUGUGGAGGAGUUUCCUGAGGAUGACGGUGAAGCAGCGAGGGCGGCUCUGCCUGAUCACAUCUACAUGGAUGCCAUGGGCUUCGGGAUGGGCAACUGCUGUCUGCAGGUGACAUUCCAAGCUUGUAGCAUUGAUGAGGCAAGAUAUCUUUAUGACCAACUAGCAACAUUCUGCCCCAUAGUGAUGGCGCUGAGUGCAGCAGCUCCCUUCUACAGAGGCUUUGUGUCGGAUACUGAUUGUCGCUGGGGAGUUAUUUCUGCCUCGGUGGAUGACCGGACGGUGGAAGAACGCGGGCUCAAGCCUUUGAAAAACAACAAAUACAGGAUCUUCAAGUCAAGAUACGAUUCAAUUGACAGCUACCUGUCUAGCUGCAGUGAGAAGUACAAUGACAUCGACUUGACAAUAGAUGAGGAGAUCAACAAGCAACUACUCGACGCAGGAAUUGACAAGCUGCUGGCCCAACACAUAGCACACCUCUUCAUCCGAGAUCCACUCUCCGUCUUUGAGGAGAAAAUCCACUUGGAUGAUGAAAACGAGUCCGAUCACUUUGAGAACCUCCAGUCGACCAACUGGCAGACGAUGAGGUUCAAACCUCCACCUCCAAACUCCGACAUCGGCUGGAGAGUUGAGUUCCGCCCCAUGGAGGUGCAGCUAACUGACUUUGAAAACGCUGCAUACGUGGUCUUUGUCGUCCUGCUUACCAGAGUGAUCUUGUCUUAUAAACUGGACUUUCUGAUCCCUUUGUCAAAGGUUGAUGAAAAUAUGAAGGUCGCACAGAAGAGAAACUCUGUUCAGGAGGGCAUGUUUUACUUCCGAAAGGACAUCUUCAAAGGCUGCAACCCGGGCCUUGAUGGCGCAGCCUCGGCUGAGAACGGCUUGGAGACUGAUGGUGCUAAUGAGGAGUACACGCUGAUGAGUAUUGACACAAUCAUCAAUGGAAAGGAGGGAGUGUUUCAAGGGCUUAUCCCGAUCCUUAACUGCUACCUGGAAAACAUGGAAGUGGAUGUGGAUACCAGGUGCACCAUUUUGAAUUAUCUGAAGCUCAUCAAGAAACGUGCCUCAGGCGAACUGAUGACUAUGGCCAAGUGGAUGAGGGAAUUUGUUGCCCAGCACCCGCAGUACAAGCAGGACAGCAUCCUAACUGACAAGAUAAACUACGACCUGUUCAAGAAGUGUGACAGGAUUGCGAAAGGUGAAGAGCAAUGCCCAGAGCUCAUUGGAAUCCCAGUGAACCGGUUCAAAUGAGAAACGCUGCAGAAGUGCACUGUUAUUAUACAGACUUGCAUGUAAAGAAAGACCAAACGUGUGGCUCAGAAUGAAAGCGGUCCAAUUUUAAGAGAAUGCAAAACAGCAUGUGUGUGUUUCAAGAAACACACCUGCAUCAAAUGUAUGUAUAUAUCCUGUAUCAGAUUUUCUAUGAUUACAGAAUUAUUUUAAUAGGGUUAAGAAAUGCAAAAGGUUGUGGAAUAGAAAUCAGAUGUGUAUUUAUUUUUCUCUUGAAAUUAAGCCUAUCUGUGUAACAAUGUAAAUGUAGCAGAGUUGUACAGCUGCUUUUAAUCUUGUGUUCUAUAAAUACUGUACUUCUGCUCUUUAAAACAUUAACAUCACAGGCCUUUUUUUUUAAAUUCUGGAUAAGCGCUUUUUGCUUUUGGUAGAGACCUUUUCUUUUUGCAACGUUUGCUUUGCCCUGCUGACAUUGUAAUAGGACCUUUUUAAAAGUAGUGCAUUCAAGUGGAAAGGGUUAACCAUUGUUUGCAAUAUAAUGCUGCUUCAAAAUAAAUCUGCACAACAGAU